CUAAUCUUCCCACAGUUUCUCCUUAGACUCGCCAUGGAUACUCUUACCUUCUCCGCGCCUCUCAGCCACUGCUCUUCCCCAGCCGUCCGCCACCCCUCUGUCCUCCAACCCUCAUCUCCCUCCUGCCUGUUUCUUAAUAGUAAGAAAACCCUAGCUUCUACGCUCAAUUGCUCUUUCAAUUCCGUCAACAGCCCAACUAUUUCCUCCCCAAAAUCGGCCGAAUCCCUACUUUUCCACCUCUCCGCUUCUUCGCCGCAGACGCCUGCGACGGCUAUGCGUGGAGCCGAGGCCGAUGUCAUGGGAUUAUUGCUCAAGGAGAGGAUUGUGUUUUUGGGGAAUAGCAUCGAUGAUUUCGUCGCUGACGCCAUUAUUAGUCAGUUGCUUUUGUUGGAUGCGCAGGACUCCACUAAAGAUAUUCGCCUCUUCGUCAAUUCUCCGGGAGGCUCACUUAGUGCUACGAUGGCCAUCUUUGAUGCUGUGCGGCUAGUGAGGGCUGAAGUCUCGACAGUUGCACUGGGAAUAUCAGCAUCUACAGCAUCCAUCAUUCUUGGCGGUGGUGCCAAGGGAAAACGCUUUGCGAUGCCUAAUACUCGAAUUAUGAUUCACCAACCACUUGGGGGUGCUAGUGGACAGGCUAUAGAUGUGGAAAUUCAGGCACGAGAAGUCAUGCAUAACAAAACAAAUGUCACCAAAAUUAUAUCCGAUUUCACGGGAAGACUGUUUGAACAGGUUGAGAAAGAUAUUGAUAGAGAUCGGUACAUGUCCCCAAUGGAAGCAGUUGAGUAUGGCAUUAUCGAUGCUGUCAUUGAUGGAGAUAGCAUUAUCCCGCUCGUACCAGUUCCUGAAAAGGUUAAGUCAUCUAUGUUUGAUUACGUGGAGAUCAGCAAGGAUCCCAAAAAGUUCUUGACGCCAGACAUCCCGGAUGAUGAGAUAUAUUGAUCAAAGCCGUACAGCAGACACUGUCGGUAUAUAUUUCAAGCAGAAGAGGGAUUCAGAAUAGGUUUGAUCCCGGCAACAGCCCCAGCCCCAACACGGCCAUUUUCAUCUGCUUCUAGGUUUUAUCUGCGGUCAAAUUGUUGCGUCGCAUCGGUAAUAGACUUGAUUUGAUGGAACUCCUGUUUUUUCCUCCUCCUCUUCAAGUUGUGUGUCCGGGGGAUGGGAUUUAUUUUAGUUUAUAAUGACUUAUCAAGGAGUGACAAAAUUUAUUUAUGAGGUUUUGAUUUUGGGUUUUGAUU
Messenger RNA from Andrographis paniculata, 1235 nucleotides. RefSeq names its product ATP-dependent Clp protease proteolytic subunit 4, chloroplastic-like. The record is from RefSeq and is a predicted model, not a curated record. The transcript has 3 exons. Gene Ontology annotation, biological process: protein quality control for misfolded or incompletely synthesized proteins. Gene Ontology annotation, cellular component: endopeptidase Clp complex. Bases 34 to 939 code for a protein of 301 amino acids. Lineage: Eukaryota; Viridiplantae; Streptophyta; Magnoliopsida; Lamiales; Acanthaceae. Gene Ontology annotation, molecular function: serine-type endopeptidase activity; ATPase binding; ATP-dependent peptidase activity.